UGACUACUAUAAUAUGUACGUUCAAUUUACCCUGUAUACAAAUAAUAUACAUCUGAAAUAUAUUUUAGACGAUAUACAAAAAUAUUUGUUCUCAAGUUAAAAAAAAAUUUUUUGUCGAAAAAAAUUUUUUACGCAUCGUCAUACUUGGCGAAUGCUUUCGACUUUUUUAUGCUAAAGAAUUAGAGAUUUGGUAGUUAUUCAUAACAGUAAAAUCGGUAGUGUUAGACGUUAGUGCGGAAGGUUCGAUUUAACAAGUGAUUUACUUUAUCAAACAUUGUGAAAAGUGUUUUGAUUAGAGUUAUAAUUUAUUCACAAUAAGAAUUGUGCCCGAAAUAUCGGUUUUCCAGAUAUGCGAACUAAUUAGUUAUAAGAAAAUAUACCGUGUGCUUGAAUUCAUCUCACGUGUUGGAAUUAAAAGAAUCAAAUUUUAAAUACAUAAGUGAAUUUGACAUUUUUAUUGGUGAACAUACUCAGAUACUUGAAACAUUCGUCUUGGUCAAAGAAUGGAAUUAAAUCGCGAUAAUUUUCGUGCCAUGAUUUUCUAUGACUUUCGACGUAGACCAAACUGACAGCAAUGUGCUGAUCAACUCGCUUCGUCUGUUGGUGAUGAAGCACAUCUCGAGCCAACGUGUUUCGCUGGUUUUCCGAAUUCAAUCAUGGUCGCACUUCUCUACAGAAUGAAUCCCAUAUUUUAACUAAGCUGGAAUUUCUGGAACUACUGGUGAUAUUCAUCCUGAACACACUACCACUACACCAACACUCUUAAUUACACUGUCUGACGCGCGUUUCGAUAAAUGUUGGAGUGGAGUUGCGUUUGCGGCAACCUCGCACAAUGCAGGAGAUUUGGGAAGCUGAAACAGCUGAAAAUUUAGUUGUGCGGCAAAUCUUGAUGCGAGCGGACGGAGACGUAGACUCAGUAAUUUUGAAAUUGUACGUCAUAAUUUUCGUAAAGUGGCCGGUGAAAAUUAUUUCCAUAUAUUUUUAUCGGGAUAAAAGUGUUUAUAGUUUUAUUGAAUCGGUUUUUCGGAGGUAUCUUUAUAACUUUCAGUCAACCGAUCAUUUCCAGACCGAAAUAUUUUCAUUACGUAGUGCUAAAAAUAGUUUCAUUCAAACAAAAGUGCUAAUGUCGGUGAAGUGCUGAGUGCUGUUAAAUUCACUUUAAAGUUUAUUUUUCAAAGAACGUGGAGUUUAUUGAGUUUAAUUGUGUUUUAGUUCUUAUUUUGGAUGAAAGUGUUCCUGAUGAUAUCUGUAAAAUGGGAAGGAUUAUUUUUAUGGGGAGCAUCACAUCUGCUGUUAUUUAUCUAUGUAUUUCUACUCACCUUCACCGUCAGUGGUAGUUCAGUUUCAACACAACUUGUUCCCAGAAAAGGCAUCGGUGAUAGAUUACCCAGAGAUACGACAGAAACGCCUGUCACUCUUAAUCUUUUUCCGGAGGAACCAGUUCAAGAAGCUUGUAAGCCAUUUGUCAAUGUCACAAAUAACCAAUUUUUCAGCCCGGGAUAUCCUGGCGAAACUUACACGAAUAAUACGAAUUGUUUCCUUGUGGUUCAAGCUCCUCCAGGAUAUCUAGUGAAACUAGAUUUUCGGGAUUGGUUUGAAUUAGAAUCCAGCCCAGGAUGUAAACACGAUUAUCUAGAAGUACGUGAUGGUGCUCAUGGCUUCAGCAACUUACUCCAUAAUCUAUUUUGUGGUAGGAAUUUUCCUCCAAUGAUAACAUCGAGUGACCGCUAUCUCUGGAUCCAUUUUAGAUCUGAUGAAAAUAUAGAAGGCAAAGGCUUCAGGGCAGUGAUCGAGUUCAUAGAGCGGCCGGCUAAUUUGAGAAUACCAGAAGCUAUACCUUGCGUUAUGACUAUUGAGAACGAAGUGGAAGGAGAAUUUGGUAAAGCCGAUAUAGAUAACAAUACGAUGGAUUUUUACAAAGACAAUGACAUGCCUAUUGAUUGUCUCUGGUCAAUUACAGUUGAAGAAAAUUGGAAGAUAUAUCUUCAGUUUUCCGAAUUCAGCUUGGAAAAACCCAACGACUGUACUAUGAACUUCAUUCAGGUAUUUUCUGGUAAAACUGACAUGUCUAACAUUGACCAGGAGUUUUGUGGCUCAGUAGCUGACACGGUAAAUUCUAAAGUAAAUCGGAUGUUUGUCAGGUUUUUCUCGGAAUCAAAAGGAACGAAAACUCUUUUCCAAGCGAAUUUUACGGCUUUUAGAGAGCAAGGCACAGCUAAAAAUGUGAAGUGCAAUGAAGGAAAAGAAUUUGACUGUGAAGACGCUACGUGCAUCGAUAUUAGUUUGAAAUGUAAUGGCAAAUAUAAUUGUCGAUUUCGGUGGGAUGAAGAUGAUUGUGUGACCUCCCAAUCGAUGACGUGGUCAGGAGAACACAUUAUUAUCAUCAUGGUGAUAUUUUCUUUAAUACUGACUGGAAUGUGUAUAACAUUCAUAUAUAAUUGUAUAACUAAACUAAUUAGGGAUCAUCGGACAAUACAGGAAUAUAUUCGUCAAAGCCGUGAGCAGCAACUCAACGAAUUAGAAAAACAGGACAACGGCGACAAAAGAUCGUCGAAGUCUCGUUCGCGGAGUCAUAGUUCACCCAGUGUUGAUUCAUCUAAUAGAUAUGACGCCGACGUUAAUGUUGCUACAUCCGUAGCUCCGUGCUACGUUCCAGGCGGCGACGUCCUUCCAAUUCUGAUCAGGAAUGAACACAGUAUGAGCCCUUCAAACGGGGACGCUUACAAUACCAAUAUCUAUACGGUGGAUAGUGAUAUUAUUCCACAAAUGUGCGACACGGCUUGUCAAACACGUGAAAGCCUCUUCACCACUCAAGGUUACAGCUCUGGAAACUCCACACCUAGUCACAGUAUUCACACAAACUCCCCACCAGCACCUUUCAGCACAUUUGGCUAUAAAAAAGAAGCCAAAUAUAAAGCUGAAGCAAAAAUCGAAAUGAAUAAACACGAAGAUAAAAAGCGUCCUUAUAGUGUACAAACGACGAAAUCAGCUCCAGAUGUCAUCGUUACUCACUGACAAAUGCAAAAAGCCGCUUGGGAACCAUAUCGAAGACGGUACCCUCGGCAUUCUGGUACUCAUGUCUCCUUCCAGGAGACUUUAGGAACGGAAGGGACUCAAACGUAUGAAACUGAUUUUUAUACAUAAAACAUGUAGGACAUAUUCUAAUGAUAAUGAAUAUCUAUAUGAUUUAAAUUGUGAAAGGUAUGCAGGUGUUAACCAAUUUUCAACGUUGUGUUAUUCAUUUACAUAUUUCAAAAUUAAUAAUUUAAAUAAUUAUAGCAUAAUUUUUGAAUAUUUGAUGAAUUUUUUGUUAUUAUUUUGUUGUUUUUGAAAUUGCAAGCAAAACUUACAAAAAAAGUUACUUUUAAUAUUUUAAUUUAUAAUUAAAAAAUUAGAUUUGAACGUUUCAUUUUUUUAGAACUUUCUUCAUAAACGAAUAUGGAAGAAAUUUUUAUGGUGAUUAUAAUUAUUUAUUCAUUAUUCUUUCAAAAUCAAAUACAAUAUUGAUAAAUAUUUAAUAAUAGAACUAUUCUGUAUAUUUCGUUUUUCAUCAUUACUUCCAAUAAUCUUGGAAAAUUCAUUGUAGAACCUCCGCCAAAACUACAAUACUCAAUUUAUUGAACCACAAUACGAGCUAUCAUAAAGUAAUAAAAAAAAUUUAUAAAACAUACAACGUUCAGUUUUUUAAAAAAAGCUAUCUACAUAAUAAAAAAAAUUAAAACUGAUUUACCUAGUAAAAACAUAUGUUUUUAUUUCUUUGUUUGUUUUAAUAAUUCAACUGUUGUCAGUGUCAGUAUCAUGUUUAGCUCCUAUAACCGAACGAAAAAGGAUAGGGAAUUCUAAGGGUGGUAGGUUACUGUGAUAAAGAAACAUUAGUUUAAUCGAACGAAACAAUAUGGUGAAAGAACUAUAAUUGCUUGAAGCAUAAUAGGCAGAAUUGUGGCAAAAUUUCAUGAUCGUGUAGGAUGCUCCAAAAUCUGGUACACCAAAAAUAAGCGACAAUGAUUUGCUGUCAAUAAAAGACAACCCUACGCAACUAUUGACUCAGAAAUUUCAGAAGUAGUUUGUGAUAAAGGUUUUUAGGAAAGAACAAUUCAACCGGUUCAUGAGCUUUUAGGAAAAAAUCUGGACAAACUUUUGGAAUUUUGUGAAAUCUUUAUACGGCAUUGUGAUGGAAAUCAAAAUUUUCUUAAUUGUGUGGUAUUAUCUGAAAAGGUUACGGUACAGUAAAUCGACACAAUUAUCGGUAAUAGGCUCAUGGAAAUCCCUAUUCUACUAAAAACACAACCAGCGCCCUCAAAAAAUUAAAGAUUGAGUAAAAUUCGUCAUGUGAAGAUUUGUUUAACAAUAUUUUUUUCACAGAAACUAAUAGAUUAGGUUAUACUAUAUAGUUCACAUUUCAUCAAGGCAACUCAACACAGAUAUCAGCUUCAUCAUAAGAUUUAUUGAAAUCAGUAUAGCCAAAACUUUUUUUACAAACUUCUCAUCUAUUUACCUACCCAACCAAUUGAAAAUUUAAGGUAUCUUCGAUACAGAAAACACGGAAAAGGGUACAUACGAUUACAGACUAGAUACAAACACCGGUGUGGUGUGGUUUGUGGUUAGCAUGACAACAGUGUGAUGACAAUUCUGUCUAAUUUUUGUUCAGUGACGCCUCAUUACCUAAUCCAAAGGUAAGUACACCCAGAAACUGUCAUGGGUGACGUUGACCACUUCGAAAAAACAGUUUUACCUAUUGAAUUCACAAGGCUUUUUAAAACGCAUGACAUUUGCAUCGUCAAGAAGGAAGGAUAAAUUAAGUUAAGAAUAUAUAUACCUUUCAACCUUCUAGUGAAAAAGAAUAUUAAACGCGACCCAGUAAAACAAAAUCCCAACAGGAUUUUCCAUUUAAGAUGUAACGGUACAAACAAAUAAAUUGUUUGUUAAAUAAAACAAUUCCGUUGAGGAGAUGUUAAAAAGAGAGUUCAAAUUUUUUGUAAUAGAGGCAACAUAAAAUUAUAGAAACAGAUUUCCAUAGUAUGUAAAUUUCUAUUAAUGAGUAAACUAAUACUUUCCAGCACUUCUUUUCUACUUUUAUACAUUUAGAAAAACAUUUCAUAUUUUCUAAUCUAAUAUGAAAGUUAACUUCCUAAUAAUUAGUUAUCAUCAAUUAAUAUUUUCUGAUAAUCAGUAGAAAUUAGAAAAAAAAAUAAAUAGUUACAGUAGUAUGUGGGUUAAUAAAAAUUAUGCUAAACAAAAUGAUUGUUGCUUGAUCGAAUUCAAGAAAUUGGUGAUAGUUUAUAGACUCAGUAAUUUCAAGUUCAAGCUUUUGUUGUAUUCUAGAUGCUAUCCGCCAUAGAAAAUAAAUCCAUCAGUCAAAACAGAUGUUGAGUUAAAUAUUUCUCUUGUGAAGCGAGUUUUCAAUGUCAUCUUAUCACUAUUCAGUUAUAGUAACUUUUACCAUGGUAAACUAAAUAUUAUUACAAUAGGAAAAGCCUAGAGUUUGUUCUAAAUUUUCCCAAAAUGACCACUGUUCUUUAGAUUCAAAUACCACCAACAUCAAGUAAUCUAUUUCCGAUUUAUAUGGACAGAUCACCGAUAUACCUCAAACUUCAAACUCAAACAAAAUAAAUAAA
Molecule: messenger RNA, 5615 nt
Organism: Diorhabda carinulata
Lineage: Eukaryota; Metazoa; Arthropoda; Insecta; Coleoptera; Chrysomelidae
Gene: Neto
Product: neuropilin and tolloid-like protein 1
Exons: 14
Coding region: 1225-3015 (596 amino acids)
Molecular function (GO): protein binding
Source: RefSeq, a predicted model, not a curated record